AUGUACAAGAUUGUAAAAAUAUUUUAUACAAUAAUUCUAGUGUCGUUUUUCGUAACGGAAGUCUUAUCACUUCCGAAACCGUUGGGAGUAAAAAUUCAAACUUCAAACUUAAAGGAAUGUGGGAUUCUGAUUGGAGUUAAAAUUAAAUUUUCUAGCUUUGACGUUUAUUACUCGGAGUCUCCAGAUACCAUCACUUUCGUUGUUCAAGGAAAAAUUUUUUUUAUAGAUUAUACCAAUACUUUACAAUUCGAUUUCAGGCUUUUUAAGAAGUUUGAUAACAUUUUCGUCAAUUCUUGUAUAGCAAAUAAUGGACAUUUUAAUUCAGACUACUGUGAAAUUGAAAAUACGUCUAAAUUCGAUACGUUUACAUUCAAAACUCAAUUUGAAGUAGAAGCUUCAGAUCUCAAGUCGAAUGACACUCAUGUAGAGUUAUCCGUAAAAAAUGGAGUUAAAGAUAUGGGUUGUGUUACUGCCUCUCUUGAAAGUAUUGAGAAUUCUUUUUCUUUUGAAAAUAAUUCACCGGACGAUAAAAAAAAAAACAAAUCCCAAAAUCCUUCUGAACCUAAAUCAUCGGGUAAUAAAAACAAUAAAAACGAACACUACCACCCAAAAGUCCCCUAUCCUCCCGAAUCUCCGGAAGUCACAAAACCUCCGAAAGGAUCAAAUUCUUCGGAAGGUUGGAAAAAAGGUGCUGGUAUUGGAGGGUUUGGUGUGACUGUUACUGUAGCCUUGGUAGCAUUAAGAAAAAAAAUCAGUGCCUUUUUUGGUUGUCAUACUGAGAAUACUGAGGGAAAUCAUGGACAAGAAAAUAUAACAGAUACAGGAAAUACAGGAAAUAAUAUAGAAAAUAAUAGAACUAUUAUAGUAGUUCAACAUGUAUAA
Molecule: messenger RNA, 882 nt
Organism: Funneliformis geosporum
Lineage: Eukaryota; Fungi; Glomeromycota; Glomeromycetes; Glomerales; Glomeraceae
Source: the annotation of a GenBank genome assembly